Molecule: messenger RNA, 1494 nt
Organism: Dictyostelium discoideum AX4
Lineage: Eukaryota; Evosea; Eumycetozoa; Dictyosteliales; Dictyosteliaceae
Exons: 2
Coding region: 1-1494 (497 amino acids)
Source: RefSeq, a predicted model, not a curated record
AUGGUUGUGUUAUUACCAUUAUAUAUUCAAAAAUAUAUAAUUAAAAUUUUAUGUAGAUAUAUAGAUAAAAAUAAUAAAUCAAUUGAUUAUGUUGGUGGUGACUAUAGAGGGAAUGAAAGUCAAAUUAAAAGAUUAAUGUUAACAUUGGCAUUAGUAUCUCAAGAUUGGUUUAAAACUUUAUCAAAUAAUUUAACUGUAUCAGUUGAUUUUAAUUAUACAAAUUUAAAUCAUAAUAAAAAUAAUAAUAAUAAUAAUAAUAAUAAAAAUGACAUUGAUUUAAAAUAUUCAAUAAUUAAAAAAGAGAAUUUAAAAACAUUGAAAUUACAUUUCGAUCAUCAAGGUUCAUUCUUUUAUAUUAAAGAUAUUAGUAUUUAUGAAAAAGAUAAAAAACAAUCACCAAAAGAUAAUGAUAUUUUUGAUGACGAUAAAUCUGAUGAAAAAAUAAUAGAAUUGGAUAUAGUUAAUAAAGAAUUAGAAAAAUUAUCAAAAUUAAAAACAACCAUACCAUCAACUUUAUCAUUAUUAGAAAAUCAAAAACAACAACAACAACAACAAACAAUUAUAUUUAAAAACUUAAUAUUAAGAAAUAUAUCAUCAUCAAACGAGACUGAAGAUACUGAUAUUUUACAAUCACUUUAUCGAUGUGAAGCGACUGAUGGUAAUAUUCAUCUAUUAGAAUUAGAUUUAAAUCCAAUUUUUACAUUUAAAUCUUUAAAUAAAAUAAAAAAACAUGUUAAAAAGGUAUUUACUUUGAAAAUUAAUUCAUGUUUUGAUAAUGAACUCAUUAUCGAAUCAUUUAAACAAUAUAAAAAUUCAAUUGCUCAAUUAUUCAUUAUAAAAUAUACUUCUCAACAAGAUAAAAUGCAAUUAUUUCCAAUAUUAGCUGGUAUUAUACCUUUUAAUAAUAAUAAUAAUGAAGAAAAUAAGAAAUAUAAUGAAAAAAUUAAUUAUUUAGAAAAUAUAGAAUUUUUAAAAAUAUUUUCAAUGGAAGUUUCAUUAAAAGAUUUAGAAUUAAUUUUAAAUUAUUCAAAGAAAGUAAGUCAGCUUAAUCCUUCAAAUUCAAUGGAAGUGAAUGAGGAAUUCAAUAAAAUUGGACUCUUAAAAGAAGCCUUGAAAAAUAAUAAAACCCUAAAAAGUUUAGAAUUCUUUCAUGAAUGUUAUGCAUCUCAAAUACUACUAUGUAAACAAUCACCAUCAAAAACAUUUAUUGAAAGAUUUUCAUCACUAAUUUCAUCAAGCACAUCAAUGGAAUCAUUUGGUACAGGUAUUAACUGUCCACAAUUAAUAGAGAGAAUUUUAGAACAAAAUAAAACUAUCACUGAUUUUUCUGUCAGUAUAGUUGAAGUUAAUGGUAGACCCGAUAUGAUUCAACCGUAUCAAUCAUUAAUCGAUAAAAAUAAGCAACAUCUAAAUAGUUUAAAAUUAGUUAAAUUUGUUUUCAAUUAUGAAACUGAAAAUUUCAAUCCAGUAAUUUUAUUGGAUUAUAAAAAAUAA